This is a messenger RNA of Suillus paluster, 1664 nucleotides long. RefSeq names its product calcium proton exchanger. Gene Ontology annotation, biological process: intracellular calcium ion homeostasis; calcium ion transmembrane transport. NCBI's taxonomy places the organism in Eukaryota, Fungi, Basidiomycota, Agaricomycetes, Boletales, Suillaceae. The coding region runs from base 1 to 1308 and encodes 435 amino acids. The transcript is spliced from 16 exons. Gene Ontology annotation, cellular component: fungal-type vacuole membrane. The record is from RefSeq and is a predicted model, not a curated record. Gene Ontology annotation, molecular function: calcium:proton antiporter activity.
AUGCCCACUACAGAAACUUCACCGCUGCUCGAAAAUGGCUGCUAUAAUGAUGAUACAAACCUAGGUUUUACUCGUCGCGCCGUCAGCUUCCUCAAGGGCGCGGGUGAGCCGUCGUGGGCGGAGUCGUUCAAAUUCUUCAUUUUCGGGACAUGGUUCAACAUCCUACUCGUAUUCAUACCUCUCAGCUUCUUCUCUCACUACUUGGACUGGGACGCUGGUCUAAGGUUUUUGUUCAGCUUCAUGGCCAUCGUGCCCUUGGCUAAGUUGUUGGGCGAGGCAACAGAUCAGCUGUCCGUUAGAUUAGGGGACACUAUGUCAGGUCUCCUUAAUGCAUCUUUCGGGAAUGCCGUAGAGAUCAUCGUCGGCGUUGCUGCCUUACUCAAUGGUCAAUUGCGAAUCGUCCAGACGUCCAUGCUUGGAUCGAUUUUGUCAAACGUACUGCUCGUGCUAGGUUGUUCGUUCCUUGCCGGUGGAAUAUAUCAUGAAGAAGGAAGUUUCAAUAUUACUGGAGCUCAGACUUAUGCAUCCCUUAUGACAUUGUCGUGCAUCACGCUUGUUAUUCCUGCGGCCUAUGCAAGUACCACACGCGUCGGAUUGCAAAAGGGUCAUCAUUGCGGCGUUCCCGAUGAAGAAGGCGGAUGUCCCACUGCUGGUGUGCUCUUUAUAUCCAGAGGAACUGCCAUAUUGCUCUUGGCAGUUUACUGUGCAUACCUUUGGUUUCAGGCAUGUUCUAUUGUCUUUUUACUCUCAUGUACUAAUUCAAAGGUACAGCUAAAAACCCAUACCCGAUUGUUCCGUCUCGAUACACCCGCAGGGGAAAGUCAAGAAGCCAGCGAGGAAACGGAGCCUCGUAUGGGCACGGCCGCGGCCGGUGUUGCACUUUUGUCAGUCACUGUCAUCAUCGCAUUUUGUGCUGAGUAUCUUGUCGCCUCCAUCGAGGAAACUGCAGAGCGCUAUUCCAUUCCGAAGGCCUUUAUUGGUGUUGUCUUGUUGCCGAUCGUGGGCAAUGCUGCAGAACAUGUCACUUCAGUCUGGAUGGCAAUGAAGAACAAAUACGAGCUUACAAUCAGUAUUUGCGUUGGGAGUUCGAUUCAAAUCGCCUGUUUCGUCGUGCCACUUCUUGUGAUCGUUGGUUGGAUCGUCGGUCAACCCCUGACGUUGCAAUUCCAGAACUUCGAGACAAUCGUUGUCUUUGUAUCUGUCCUCCUGGUCAACCUACUAAUCAUGGACGGCAAAUCGAAUUAUAUGGAAGGUCUCAUGCUGGUUACCCUCUAUGUGAUCAUCGCCCUUGCCUUUUGGGUGGCCUAAAGCAACAUGUGUGCUAUAUUUAUUGGGGUCAAAUACAUUGACAUUCCCGACUUAUCUCUCUAAUACUCCCUUAAAUUUCCUUCGUCCGUCGGGGGCUAAGAUAGCCAUUAACAUACUUAUUUGUGUAACAUAUCUUUCAUCAAAACAUGUGGUAAAUUGCACGACUCUCUCGAAGGGAAGCGGCAUACAUAGAUUCAUAGCGCCAAGUAAAUGUGAAGGGUCACUUGUCUGAGAUAAGGCUGUCUCCUUGAAGCUCUUCAAACUUCUUGCGCGCCAUGCAAAUGUUCAUCUUAAUGGCUGCAGUCUCUGCACGCGUGAAUGUGGAUGAGCUGGAACAGACGAUAUAGAACUCAACA